CCUUAUUUCUCUCUCUUCUUAAAUCCAAAAAAAUCUCUCCAAGAAAAUCGAAAAUUUUCGGAAAAAUCUCUACUUGUUUCCGGAAGAAGAAGAUGACGGGAGUUGAUGAUGGUAAGGAGUUCAAGGAUGAAACCGUGAUUCUCAGCGACGACGAUAGUGAAGUGGAAGAAGUUAAAGACGGAGGAGAAGAAGGUUCCGACGAGGAACCAGAAGUCGAUGGAAGUGAAGGUGACGACGAUGAUGAUGAUGAUGAUGAGGAAGAUGACGACGACGAUGUCCAGGUUUUGCAGUCCUUAGGUGGGCCUCCGGUACAGUCGGCUGAAGAUGAAGAUGAGGAAGGAGAGGAAGACGGAAACGGAGACGACGGCGACGACGAUGAUGAUGACGACGACGACGAUGAUGAUGACGACGAUGAAGACGGUGAAGAUGAGGAGGAUCUUGGGACAGAAUACCUAGUCAGGCCAGUUGGUCGGGCUGAAGAUGAAGAGGACGCAAGUGAUUUUGAGCCGGAAGAGAACGGUGUUGAGGAAGACCUUGACGAAGGUGAAGACGACGAGAAUGAUGACUCGGGUGCUGGAAAAUCUGAGGCUCCUCCCAAAAGGAAGAGAGGAGCUGCUGAUGAAGAGGAAGAGGAGGAUAGUGAUGAUGGAGAUGAUGCAAGACCUCCAAAGAGGUAGUUUUCAAGGAAUUAUAACAACAGCACGGUUCAAACAAACAGAAAGAGAGCUUUAUGGUUUUUUUCCUUUUUAAGUUUGGAGUCGUGAGAUUUGAAUCAUUGGUUGGGGUUCAUGUAAGUUUAUUAUGGAUCAAGAAGUAGGGCUUUUUAUUUUUCAUUUUAUGCAGAUGUUUUCUCUUUUCUAGUGAGUCAAUAACCAAUGUUUCUUGAACGA
This is a messenger RNA of Raphanus sativus (radish), 890 nucleotides long. RefSeq lists its product as uncharacterized. The coding region runs from base 93 to 677 and encodes 194 amino acids. The transcript is spliced from 2 exons. NCBI's taxonomy places the organism in Eukaryota, Viridiplantae, Streptophyta, Magnoliopsida, Brassicales, Brassicaceae. The record is from RefSeq and is a predicted model, not a curated record.